UGGGUCAGUAUUAGCCGGACCACCAAACACUGUGGAUCGAUCGCAGAGACAGCAGCAACGGACGUAAUUGGCCAAACAAAACAAGUUAGCCGAACCGAUUUGUAUGAAUAACAACAACAAUAAACAUGUUAAAAUAUCAUAGAAAUGUGUUAACUCAUCGUGAGAACAUUUAUAAACAAACCGCUAUAAUUAAACAACAACUCCGUUUGUUGUCUUCCAAGUCCCCGAACGAAGAUACUUCGUAUGACUUCCAAAAAGAGUGGGCCCAAGCCAAGCCCUUCGAGGCAAUACCCAGCGAAAGUCGCCUAUCAAUGCUGAUGAAAUUCUUACCCGGUGGCAAAUAUGCCAAACUCGAUGCCACCCAAUUGAUGUUGGCGUUGAAAAAAGAUUUGGGUGACAUUAGCCUGCUGCGCGGUAUGUUGGGUAAAAAAUCAUUUGUGGUCACUCAUAAUCCACAGGAUUUUGAAAUGGUCUUGCGCAACGAAGGCAUUUGCCCGGUACGGCCGGGAAUGGAGGUAUUGGCCCAUUAUCGUAGUGUCGUGAAGAAGGAUUUCUAUCAAGGCAACGAGGGACUUCUGUCGACGGCCGGUGAAAAAUGGGGUAACUUCCGCUCGGCCGUCAAUCCAGUUCUGAUGCAACCGAAAAAUGUACGCCUCUACAUGCAUAAAAUGUCAAAGGUCAACAAGGAGCUAAUGGAAAGAAUUCGCGCCAUACGUGACCCUCAAACGUUGGAAGUGCCCGCCUCCUUUGAGGAGGAAAUUAAUCGUUGGACCCUGGAGUCGGUAUCUAUUGUGGCACUGGACAAACAAUUGGGCUUACUCUCCGACAAUCGCAACGAUCCAAAGGCUCGUAAAAUUUUCGAUUCUCUGACUGAGUUCUUUACGCUCGGUUUCCAAAUCGAAUUUCAACCUUCCAUAUGGAAAUAUAUUGAGACACCAACAUAUAAGAAACUAAUAAAGGCCAUGGACACAAUGCAGGACACAAUUGCCAGUUAUAUUCAAGAGGCCAUUGAGCGCAUGGAGGCCGAGGAGAAGGCUGGUGUACCCCCAAAAGCGGAAAGUGAACAAAGCGUGUUGGAAAAACUGCUCAAAGUGGAUAAGAAAAUAGCUCAGGUCAUGGCCAUGGAUAUGCUGCUGGCGGGCGUGGAUACGACCUCCACCACCUUUGUGGCCUUACUGUUGUGCCUGAGCAAAAAUCCCGAAAAACAGGCCAAGCUACGCGAAGAAAUUUUAAAAAUUCUCCCCGAAAAAAAUUCCGAAUUCACUGAGGAAGCCUUUCGCAACAUGCCCUAUUUAAGGGCCUGCAUCAAAGAGUCCCAGCGUAUCUAUCCCCUGGCCGUGGGCAAUGUAAGGGUAAAUCAAAAAGAUGUUGUCCUCAGCGGUUAUCGGGUACCAGCCGGCCAGCAGGUAUUUAUGGUCUCCGCUUCAUUGAAUCACGAUGAACGUUACUAUCCCAGGGCCAAUGAGUUUCUGCCCGAACGUUGGCUAAGGCAAGAAAAAGGCACUGCCACCGAAUCGUCCCUAAAACCGAGUAGUCCUUUUGUUUUCUUGCCAUUCGGUUUUGGGCCACGCAGCUGUAUUGGGCGCCGUAUUGUGGAAAUGGAAAUUGAAUUGGGUAUUGCCCGGCUGAUUCGUAACUUCCACGUUGAGUUUAACCAUCCCACCGAGAAUGCCUUUAAAUCAUUGCAAAUUAAUAUUCCCAAUAUUCCGUUGAAAUUUAAAUUUACGGAUAUUUAGAAAUUAUGAAAUUAAAUAAAGUAAUUAAUUAUUCCA
Musca domestica (house fly) is the source of this 1772-nucleotide messenger RNA. Its product is annotated as cytochrome P450 CYP12A2-like. Gene Ontology annotation, molecular function: monooxygenase activity; heme binding; oxidoreductase activity, acting on paired donors, with incorporation or reduction of molecular oxygen. Bases 126 to 1736 code for a protein of 536 amino acids. NCBI's taxonomy places the organism in Eukaryota, Metazoa, Arthropoda, Insecta, Diptera, Muscidae. The record is from RefSeq and is a predicted model, not a curated record. The transcript is spliced from 5 exons.